AUGGAGCUGGACGACUUUGAUUCCGAAGACAAAGAGAUACUGAGCUGGGAUAUUAACGAUAUGAAACUGCCACAGAAUGUGAAAAAGACUGACUGGUUCCAAGAGUGGCCAGACUCCUACGUGAAACACAUCUACAGCUCAGAGGACAGGAACGCACAGCGGCACCUGAGCAGCUGGGCCAUGCGCAACACUAACAACCACAACUCCCGCAUCCUGAAGAAGUCAUGCCUGGGUGUGGUGGUGUGUAGCCGUGACUGCUCUACUGAGGAGGGGCACAAGAUCUACUUGAGACCUGCCAUCUGUGACAAAGCCCGGCAGAAGCAGCAGAGGAAAUGCUGCCCCAAUUGCAAUGGGCCACUGAAGCUCAUCCCCUGCCGGGGUCACGGCGGCUUCCCAGUCACCAACUUCUGGAGGCACGAUGGACGCUUCAUAUUUUUCCAGUCGAAAGGAGAGCAUGAUCAUCCGAAGCCAGAAACCAAGCUAGAAGCAGAAGCGAGAAGAGCGAUGAAGAAAGUGCAUAUGGCAGCCUCUGGUGCCUUACGGCCGAAGGGGAGCCCAGAAACAAAGGCUCUUCCAGGUGAACUACAGAACCAGGGAAGUUUACCUUUAACUUGGUCAUUCCAAGAAGGCGUUCAACUGCCCAGUAGUUACAGCGUACCCUUAAUAGCUAACGUCCCCCAGCAGAACUCGCUGGAUGAUUGCUUAUCUUUCCCCAAGAGUUAUGAUUUGGGGGGACCCACAGAGCUAGAAGACCUGCCUCCCACCUUGGACUCCACUAGGCUCUAUGAGAAAUGCAAAUUGCCCAGCAGUAAGAUCUACAGCAGUGAAGAUCAGCUUCAGCCUUCUGUCCCUGGAGUCUACCCAGAUUACAAUGAUCUGCAAGCCUGGAGUAAAAAUGCCGCCUUAGGGAGAACCCUUAACGACGACACCUGUUGCCCCAGCUACCCUCUUCCUCUGACCAGCUGGCCCUGUGACUUCUUUCCUUCCCAGAACUCUUUGGAGCCCCUUCCCCAGCAGAUUCCACUGGAACCACCUACAGCCAAAACUGGCUGUCCCUCAUUGUGGCCAAAUCCAGGAGGUGACCCUUACGCAGAGAAAGCUGUGGAUUUCAGCAGCUGUGCGCCUUCCCUCUCAUACCGUUCUCCUCAGCAGGACCCUUUUCUGCUCACCUGCAGCUCCCACCCUCACCAGCAGUACUCGAUGCCAGGCAAGAGCAGCAAAUGGGACUUUGAGGAAGAAAUGGCAUGCAUGGGUUUGGAUCACUUUGGCAACGAAAUGCUUUUAAACCUCUGUCCUUUGAGAUGA
Messenger RNA from Nannospalax galili (Upper Galilee mountains blind mole rat), 1305 nucleotides. RefSeq names its product glial cells missing transcription factor 1 (gene Gcm1). Gene Ontology annotation, molecular function: DNA-binding transcription activator activity, RNA polymerase II-specific; RNA polymerase II cis-regulatory region sequence-specific DNA binding. Lineage: Eukaryota; Metazoa; Chordata; Mammalia; Rodentia; Spalacidae. Gene Ontology annotation, cellular component: nucleus. The transcript is spliced from 5 exons. Gene Ontology annotation, biological process: gliogenesis; cell differentiation involved in embryonic placenta development; regulation of transcription by RNA polymerase II. The coding region runs from base 1 to 1305 and encodes 434 amino acids. The record is from RefSeq and is a predicted model, not a curated record.